UUCUCCUGCAGCACAGUACGGCAAUUGGGAGUGAUGGGCAUUCAUCGACUCUCUAAGCCAGAAAAUCCGUCGACGCUGGCGACGAUUAAAUCGUCGAUUCCUGCUGCCACGCGCUUGCCCCCCUCCCCCCGCCAGGGCAUUUAAUAUGCAAAUUAGCUCGUGUGCGAGAGAUGGUGGGGGAGGGAUUGGGGGGGGGUCUGGCUUGUCCAAUCAGAGUGCGAGGUCGGAGGAGGGAGAGGGACUUCCGUUCGUCCAAUCGGAGCGCUGAGUGGGAGGAGAGUUGGUAAGGCGGGGUCUGGGCCCGUCCAAUCAGAGCGCGCGCCGGAUUUAAAUGCCCUCGCAUCACGUGGCGGACGCCGCCCGGCAAGAUUUCCCCGGCACUUUUUUUUGCCACGUGUUCGGCCUCCACGUGGUCUAACGUCGCCUUCGCGAGGAACUUUUUCCCGCCACUCCCCCCCUACCACCACCACUCGCGAAGCUCAUUUAGGGAAGUAACUCCCCUCCACCACCCUGUUUUAAAACCAGUUUGUACUUUCCGCCAGUUGUACUACACCCCCCCCCCCCCGCCAUUUGUUACGAUCCGCCAGAUUACGGGCCACGUCUUUUUGCCCCCCCCCACCUCUCGAUCCGCCGUCUGACGAGUUGUGGGGCGACCCCGAGAGGAUUGAGCAGAGAGAUCGGGGAUCAAAGCAUCCCCGCCGGGAGUUUACGGCGCGUGGGUGAACCCCGUGGUGGUGGUGGUGGAGGCAGCGGGCGGUUUGGAGAAGCGAGCGGCCGCUGCUGAGCCAUGGAGACGGAGGCGGUGCGAGCGGGGGAGGGAGGGGAGAGCACCGCGAGUUCGGAGUGCGAGUCGUCGGGCUGCGAGGACCGCCUCGCCUCUCUCCGCCGCCUUGCUCUCCUCGUCUCGGCCGUCUCCAUCGUCGCCACUGCCGGCAUGGGGGCCGCCGCCUUCGUGGUCUCCGUGCUGCAGAAAAGUGCAGCCGCGUUCGCAUUUGCGGUGGGGGCCGUGCUGGACACACUCACCUCGGUGGUGGUCGCCUGGAGGUUCAGCAAAGUCGAGGUGCCCUCUUCACGCCGUGAGCACGGGGCGUGCAUGGCGCUGGGGGCCGUGUUCCUCGUCUCCUCCGCGUUCAUCGCCGCUAAAUCCGCGUUCGGCCUCGUGCAGCGCUCCCAGCCACAGGGGGGCGUGUUCCUGCACGUGGUGUCGGUGCUCAGCGCCAUCCUCUGCGCCGUCCUCGCUCUCCUCAAGUUCCUCCUUGGCACCGCACUUUCCAGCCGCGCACUCACCACGGACGGCUGGAACUCGCUGGCAGGCGCUGUGAUGGCGCUGGCCAUGGUGGUGGCCGUGGAUCUGACCCCACGUCAUCCUGCGGCCUGGUUCUUGGACGCGAGCCUGGGACUCGCCAUGGGGGUCGCCUUCCUCACCCUCGGAAUCCGGCUGCUUGUGUACUCGGUGCCACGUUGGAGGGCAUCGGUGCACUACGAGGAGCUGCCCUGACCCCGACCUGCAGCCCUGACCCCGACCUGCAGCCCUGACCCCGACCUGCAGGCCUGACCCCGACCUCCAGCCCUGGAUGCGUGGAGUCGAGGGGGAUCGAGGAUUCGUGGGAUCAAGAGGCGUUUUACCAGUUUUAUAGAAAAUAGCGUGGGUACCGUUACCAAGGAGAUGCCUCGCGGUUGCCCCGGCAACCAAG
Petromyzon marinus (sea lamprey) is the source of this 1694-nucleotide messenger RNA. Its product is annotated as transmembrane protein 163-like. Gene Ontology annotation, cellular component: synaptic vesicle membrane. The record is from RefSeq and is a predicted model, not a curated record. Gene Ontology annotation, molecular function: zinc ion binding. Lineage: Eukaryota; Metazoa; Chordata; Hyperoartia; Petromyzontiformes; Petromyzontidae.